Messenger RNA from Phlebotomus argentipes, 345 nucleotides. RefSeq lists its product as uncharacterized. Lineage: Eukaryota; Metazoa; Arthropoda; Insecta; Diptera; Psychodidae. The record is from RefSeq and is a predicted model, not a curated record. The transcript has a single exon. Bases 1 to 345 code for a protein of 114 amino acids.
AUGAACGCAAUCAUCGCCGUGUUGCUCCUGGUCGCCUCCACGAGCGGCCAGUUCCUCAAUCAGGAGCCCAUUCCACUGGCCUAUUACCGCGACUCUGUGCCCGUUCACGAGGAGCCACCACUCGCGCACCCCGCGGUGGUGGAAAACUCCCUCAGGGAGCAGCAAUACCCGCCGGAGCUCACCAACAACUUCUACAAGAACCCGCGCAUCGCCGACGCUCUGGCCAAGGAAUCCUGGUUCACGGACAAGGAGAUGCCAGUGUACGAGCGAGAGGCCGACAAAAUCCCGCGCGGCCAAAUCGUGAAGAUCCUGAAGAACGCCGGCCUGGCCAGAAGGCGACGAUAA